Messenger RNA from Thlaspi arvense, 1548 nucleotides. NCBI's taxonomy places the organism in Eukaryota, Viridiplantae, Streptophyta, Magnoliopsida, Brassicales, Brassicaceae. The record is from the annotation of a GenBank genome assembly.
AAAUCACAGAGCAAGACGGCAAAAGUAAAUAUGGCGGAGGAACCGAUUACUACCACUGUCGCCACGCCGGAAAAUCAACCACCGGCGGUACUGACACCUCCGGGAGAAUCGAAGUCUACUCAGGAAGUCUGGGCGACGAUAGAGGCGGAAGCUCUGGCGAAAGCGACUGGGACUGAUCCGCCGGAAACCACCUCCAAGCCGGAAGAAGAAACCGCCGCAGCUCAGCCGGAGGUGUCGCCGGAAGAGCAUCAUCCGCCGAAGGUGACGGAAACGGAAACGGCGUCGACGGAUAAGAAAGAGCUCGGAGACGCGGCGUCGCAGAAGGAUGAAGCUGGCGAAGAAGAGAAGAAGAGAAUUCCGCAGAAUCUGGGCUCGUUCAAAGAAGAAAGCAGCAAGCUUUCGGAUCUAUCCGUUUCCGAGAAGAAAUCUCUCGAUGAGCUGAAGCAUCUUGUGCGAGACGCUCUGGACAAUCACCAAUUCGGCUCGAAUCCUAAACCGGAAGACUCCGACACACCGGAAGAAGUCGCGAUCUGGGGAAUCCCGCUGCUGAAAGACGAUAGAAGCGACGUCGUUUUGCUGAAAUUCCUAAGAGCCAGGGACUUCAAGGUGAAAGAUUCGUUGGCGAUGCUCAAGAACACAAUCAAGUGGAGGAAGAAUUUCAAGAUCGACGAGCUGGUGGAUGAAGAGCUCGUGGAUGAUCUGGACAAGGUCGUGUUCAUGCACGGACACGACCGAGAAGGUCACCCUGUCUGCUACAAUGUCUAUGGUGAGUUCCAGAACAAGGAGCUCUACAACAAGACUUUCUCUGAUGAGGAAAAGAGGAAACAUUUCUUGAGGACGAGGAUUCAGUUCUUGGAGAGGAGUAUAAGGAAGCUAGAUUUCAGCUCCGGUGGGGUUUCCACGAUUUUUCAGAUCAACGAUAUGAAGAAUUCUCCAGGAUUAGGGAAGAAAGAGCUUAGAUCGGCGACCAAGCAAGCCGUGGAGUUGCUUCAGGACAAUUACCCUGAGUUUGUCUUUAAACAGGCCUUCAUCAAUGUUCCAUGGUGGUACCUUGUGUUUUACACUGUGAUUGGACCGUUCAUGACACCACGAUCAAAGAGCAAGCUUGUGUUUGCUGGUCCAUCAAAAUCAGCUGAAACCCUUUUCAAAUACAUCUCACCUGAACAAGUCCCGGUUCAAUACGGAGGAUUGAGUGUAGAUCCUUGCGACUGCAAUCCAGACUUCUCCUUGGAUGAUCCAGCCUCCGAGGUCACUGUUAAACCCGGAACAAAGCAAACCGUUGAGAUCAUAAUCUAUGAGAAAUGUGAGAUCGUGUGGGAGGUAAGGGUAAUUGGAUGGGAAGUGAGCUACAAGGCAGAGUUUGUGCCGGAAGAGAAAGAUGCUUAUACGGUGGUUGUACAGAAACCGAGGAAGAUGAAACCAUCUGAUGAACCGGUGUUGACCCAGAACUUCAAAGUGAAUGAGCUUGGCAAGGUUUUACUCACAGUUGACAAUCCAACCUCUAAGAAGAAGAAGCUCGUUUACAGGUUCAAUGUCAAACCUCUCUGA